UGAAGCAGCCGCUUAUUCGCCUGGAAAUUUUUACACCGGUAUCUGUUUAAUAUACUAUAUGAACAGCUCAUGAUUAAAACUAUUAGCAGGCAAUUAUAAAUAAAACGGGGAAGCCCAGACUUUAUUAUGAAACAAAAAUAUAUUUUCAAGCUUAUUUAAAAAUCCAUAUUUGUAGUCAGCUAAGAUCCGUGUGUCGGGUCCUCAGCCUCCGGUGUCAUUGGUGAAUGACCGAAGAUGUCUCACAGCAGGUUGUUUGCCAGGCUGCUUUUGCAGCAGAGUGGAGUCAGGCACUGUUAUACAGGGUCAAGAAAGAACCUCUACAUCACCAAGAACACGAAGGUCAUCUGCCAAGGUUUCACAGGGAAGCAGGGAACGUUUCACAGUCAGCAGUCUCUUGACUAUGGCUCCCAGUUAGUUGGAGGUGUUUCCCCCGGCAAGGGUGGUAAGACACACCUGGGCCUGCCAGUCUUCAAUUCAGUCAAGGAGGCAAAGGAGGGCACAGGGGCAGAUGCCACUGUGAUUUAUGUUCCUCCUCCGUUCGCGGCAGCGGCCAUCAUCGAGGCCAUUGACGCCGAGAUCCCCUUGGUGGUGUGCAUAACUGAGGGCAUCCCCCAGCAGGACAUGGUGAGAGUCAAACAUAAGCUCCUGCGCCAGGGCACCACCCGCCUCAUAGGCCCCAACUGCCCAGGAGUCAUCAAUCCUGGAGAGUGCAAGAUUGGGAUCAUGCCAGGCCACAUUCACAAGAAGGGAAGAAUUGGCAUUGUGUCUAGAUCGGGCACCCUGACAUACGAAGCUGUGCAUCAAACUACCCAAGUCGGCCUGGGCCAGUCACUCUGCGUUGGUAUUGGCGGGGAUCCAUUCAACGGUACAAACUUCAUAGAUUGUCUAGAGGUGUUCCUGCAGGAUCCCAAAACAGAGGGCAUCAUCCUUAUUGGAGAAAUUGGAGGCAAUGCUGAGGAGAAUGCUGCGGAGUACCUAAAACAGCACAACUCUGGUGCUAAUUCAAAGCCUGUGGUGUCCUUCAUCGCGGGGCUAACUGCUCCUCCCGGCCGUAGGAUGGGCCACGCUGGCGCCAUCAUCGCUGGUGGAAAGGGGGGAGCCAAAGAGAAGAUUGCAGCCCUCCAGUCAGCUGGAGUUGUUGUCAGCAUGUCCCCUGCCCAGCUGGGCAGCACUAUUUUCAAGGAGUUUGAGAAGAGGAAGAUGUUGUAAAUUGUGCGGGAAGGCAACCAACCUUUUACCCCCUGCCCUGAAAUUGAGAUGGACAGCCUGAUUCUGAAGGUGGAUUUGCCCCACAGCAUCUGUAAACCCUGAUUAUUUCAACUAUGAUGCGCACAUACAGUGUUUAUAUUGUAAUUUCUGCCAUGAACUUGUACCUUGCACAUAACAAAAGAAUAAUACUUAGUGUCCUAAUGGUAUCAUAAAGAACUCAUUGUACACAAUGUAAAAGCUUUGUAGAUGUUUUUCUUCCUCCACAUGUAGACAGCCGAAAGGAAAGGAUGCCAUGGUAACCUUGGUGAUCUGUUUCAUUCUGUUAUACUGCUGCUGUAAGACAUAUUCCAUACUCAUUUCACUGGCUGUCCACCUGAAUAAGAAAUAUGUCUUGUAUCCUUU
Molecule: messenger RNA, 1611 nt
Organism: Sander lucioperca (pikeperch)
Lineage: Eukaryota; Metazoa; Chordata; Actinopteri; Perciformes; Percidae
Gene: suclg1
Product: succinate-CoA ligase GDP/ADP-forming subunit alph
Exons: 9
Coding region: 235-1209 (324 amino acids)
Biological process (GO): tricarboxylic acid cycle
Cellular component (GO): mitochondrion; succinate-CoA ligase complex (ADP-forming)
Molecular function (GO): succinate-CoA ligase (ADP-forming) activity; succinate-CoA ligase (GDP-forming) activity
Source: RefSeq, a predicted model, not a curated record